Rhineura floridana is the source of this 1761-nucleotide messenger RNA. It is a transcript of the gene TMEM38A, whose product is annotated as transmembrane protein 38A. The record is from RefSeq and is a predicted model, not a curated record. Gene Ontology annotation, biological process: potassium ion transmembrane transport. Gene Ontology annotation, molecular function: identical protein binding; potassium channel activity. Bases 201 to 1097 code for a protein of 298 amino acids. Gene Ontology annotation, cellular component: membrane. The transcript is spliced from 6 exons. NCBI's taxonomy places the organism in Eukaryota, Metazoa, Chordata, Lepidosauria, Squamata, Rhineuridae.
GGGAGGCGGGUCAGCGACGGGGGCGCCCCCCUCCCUCCGUGGGCGCGGCCUCGGCGCCCCCUCCUUCCAUCUGGCCUCUGCUGCCUGCGCGCUCCUGCGUCCCGCUCCUUCUGCCCGCCGGUGCCGCCGGGCCCUCCGCCGUCGCCUUCUCGCUCGCUCCUUCCUACACCUGCUGCUGCUGCUCCUGCUCCGGCGCCGCGAUGGACCUGGUGGGGGCCCUGGACGUGGGCGAUCUGGCGGCCGCCUUCGCCCGCCUGCCCGUCUUCCCGGUCUUUGACCUCGGCUACUUCGUCGUCUCCAUCCUCUACCUCAAGUACGAGAAAGGUGCGGUGGAGCUCUCCUGCCAAAGCCCCUUCGCCUCCUGGGUCUGUGCAAUGCUCUAUUGCUUUGGCAGCUACAUCCUGGCUGACCUGCUGCUCGGAGAAGCCCCGAUUGACUACUUCAGCAACAACUCCAGCAUGCUCCUGGCCACAGCAGUCUGGUAUAUGACUUUCUACUGUCCCUUGAAUCUCUUCUACAAGUGCGUCAGUUUCCUGCCUGUCAAACUCGUUUUCGUGGCUAUGAAGGAGGUGGUCCGAGUGCGCAAGAUUGCUGCCGGGGUCCACCACGCUCACCAUCACUACCAUCACGGCUGGCUGAUCAUGGUUAUCACUGGGUUUGUCAAAGGUUCUGGAGUUGCCUUGAUGUCCAACUUUGAGCAGCUCUUGCGUGGCAUCUGGAAGCCGGAAACAAAUGAGCUCCUGCACAUGACCUUCCCCUCAAAAGCCAGCCUGUACGGGGCAUUGCUCUUCACCUUCCAGCAAGCCCACUGGCUGCCCAUCUCCAAAGCCACCCUGAUCUUCUUCUUCACCCUCUUCAUGAUCGUCUGCAAGGUGUUCCUGACGGCAACUCACUCCCACGGCUCACCAUUCACACCCCUGGAAGGCGCUGUGUGCCCCAUUUUCUUUGGCUCCAUGCCCACCGGCCACCAUGACCACCACCACCACCACGGAGGCGGCCAGGAGCCGGUCCCCCCCCUGGCUCCCCAGCUGCCAGCCAAAUCGAGAGAGGAGCUCAAUGAAGGCACCCGGAAGCGGAAAGCCAAGAAGGUCGAAUGAGCCUUGGGGCAGGCCAAGGGCCGAAUCCGUCUGGACUCCAUGCCAGGUGUGACUUUGCUCACCCUCGGGGGCUUCCUGAGGAGUCUGCCAAGGGCCCCCCGUGCCCGCCAUCUCGUCACUGCUAUUGUUUAGCCCCUGGCCGCUAGCGCUUGGGUUGCCAAAUGGACACACCUGCUGGCCCUUGGUGACCGUGGUGAGCCCACUCUCCCUUUGCCCUACAACCCCCCUUUUCCUCCCUCAUCUUCACCCAUGGAGGAGCCGGAAUGUACUUUGAGGUCUAUCAAGUGACAGAGAGCAGGCAAGCAAGGGGCCUGUGGAACUGCUCCCUGCCUUCAGGCCAACGUCCUGCUGCUCCUGAUGGGCCUUGAGCGUGCUGUCUGGGAUCUAGCCAGGUUCCACCACGCCCUGCCAUUUUCUUGUCCUGCAGCUAGUUCUCUGGACUGUCGCCUUUUCUGCAAGGCCUCUGGCGCCUGCAGGGAAGAGCGCGUUGCAGCUGUCCUUGUGUGCCAUUGCUGUGUAUUUCUCUGUGUUCAUGCAUGCGCCCGGCUCCCCUCCCCAGAGCUGGCUCAUUCCGCAGUGGGGAAAUGAGACCUGUGUGCUUAAGAGCCCAGUUUCUGUGCAAAGCACUCUGCCAAAGGCCCACAUAAAUUAUUUAUUUAUUGAU